Molecule: messenger RNA, 2081 nt
Organism: Harpegnathos saltator (Jerdon's jumping ant)
Lineage: Eukaryota; Metazoa; Arthropoda; Insecta; Hymenoptera; Formicidae
Gene: abo
Product: de-etiolated protein 1 abo
Exons: 8
Coding region: 1-1668 (555 amino acids)
Biological process (GO): protein ubiquitination; positive regulation of proteasomal ubiquitin-dependent protein catabolic process
Cellular component (GO): nucleus; cullin-RING ubiquitin ligase complex
Molecular function (GO): ubiquitin protein ligase binding; ubiquitin-like ligase-substrate adaptor activity
Source: RefSeq, a predicted model, not a curated record
AUGGCAGCGAAGGAAAGUAAAAUCGAAUUCGUUACUAAUCCUUGCCCUAUCAAGCCUCGUAAAAUCGGUCCGCAAAAUGUGGUGGUGCGUCUUAGACGUAGGGAAACGAUGGGCUGUCCCUUUCCAGGCACACAUGUGCACACCGCGAGACAAUUUUAUCAAAAUGUUUUUCCUAACUUUACUGUGAUGAAUGUGGAAAAACCACCGUGUUUCCUUCGUAAAUUUAGUCCGGACGGAAAGUACUUAGUAGCAUUCAGUGCGGAUCAAACAUCUAUCGAAGUGUAUGAUUAUUGUGGAGCUUCGGCUGCCGCAGAUUUGAUAGCCGAAUGCGAAGGCGAAUACAUUGGCCAUAAGAAUGAUGACUGUAGUUUUCACAUACGAAGUAAUAUCUUCGCGCGAUUUUUCAAGGUGAAGUGGAUUAUAAAUGUGGUACAAAGCAACGAGCAAUUAAAUAGAGAAUGCAGUCUUUUCACAGAUGAUGCUCGAUAUGUGAUUGUGGGUUCAGCUGCACAUAUUCCUGAUGAUUUAAGGCCACACUUCUAUCAGAUUUAUUCCAAUAAUGAAGCAUUGACACCAAAUCCGAGAUCACCAUUGGAAGAUUAUAGUUUACAUCUGAUUGAUUUACGGGGAGGAAAAUUGUGUGAUACUAGACACUUUAAAGUAGAUAAAAUUUAUUUAUCACAUAAUCAAGGUCUUUAUUUAUAUAAAGAUAUAUUAGCAGUUUUGUCUGUACAGCACCAGACUAUACACAUAUUUCAAAUUCUUGAUGGCAUGUUUAUAAAUGUCAGGACAAUAGGAAGGUUUUGUUUGGAAGAUGAUGCGUACUUAGUUACAAGCGCAUGGCCUGGAGCUAAUUGUAGACCAUUUAGAGAUGCUACGAUAAACAGCCUAAAACAUAAAUUAUUAGUAUAUUUGUAUAAAAGGGCAAAAUACAUAAGCCAUGCAAUGAAAGAUCCAUAUGAAUUAAGAAGAUUCUAUCAAUAUUUUGAUCAGUUAAAUUCCUUACGAAUGUGGAAAAUGCAGCUGUUAGACACGGACCAUAUUCUAGUGCGAUAUACAAGCGAGGAAGUAGCAACUUUACAAGCGAACGAACCUAACGCGCAACCGGCGUUAUUAGUUGUUUAUGAUAUGGUUACAGCCAAAAUUUUGGCAGCUUAUGACAAUGCGUCGACUCAACUAUUAACCCAAUUUGAAAACUUCAGUGAUUUUUUCAGAAAUGCCAGAAUGAGUACAGAUUGCCAGUAUAUGUGUUCACCAUCUAAUAAUAUCUAUGCCAGAUUGUUGCAGCAAAGGUUUAAAUAUACAAUAAUAAGUGCUAAAUUUGGUGGUAUUACUGAAGCAACAAAACGUUUACUUGCUCAAUUGCCAAUAUGCGCUCAAUCUUAUUCUAGUUCUCCUUAUCUUGAUUUAUCUUUGUUUUGUUAUGAUGACAAAUGGGUUUCCAUGAUGGAACGCCCUAAAGCAUGUGGGGAACACCCUAUACGCUUCUACGCACGUGAUUCGGGUCUUUUAAAAUUUCGAAUGUAUGCUGGUAUGUUGGGCAGAACAGCACCGACAUCUGCAAGACGAUUGGUCGCAUUUACUUUUCAUCCGACAGACCCGUUUGCAAUUUCAGUGCAACGUACUAACGCAGAAUAUAUCGUCAGUUUUCACAUCAGGCACAUCUAAAUCUUUUCUUUAAUACGUGUGCAUUGUAGAAUAUAGUUAGAUUUGGGACAUCUAAACAUUAAAACAAUUUAAAUUGCUGCCACUAGAGUACAAAAUGAAAAUUUUGGAAAAGAGCAUAUUAUAAAACAAGUUAAAUUGGAAUCGAUAUGACUUUCCUAAAAUUUAUUGGCUGCUAGAAUGUAAGAUAUAAUGUAAUAUAAUGUGAUUUAGUACAUUUUUAAUACAAUUUGAAAUUGAGGGUUAUUUGAAACUAUGAGACAUGCGAGAAUUUUGUAACAUUAUUUUUGUAAUUAUACUAAAAUGUCACAUGUAAAGUAGAAUAUUGUUAAGUCUCAUUCUUUUAAACUGUAGUUUAUUACGCUUGUGGAGUCAUGUAAAAAUGCAGAAAGUGUAGAUAAAAAAAAUGAAUUUAU